GUGGAGUAUUUCGCGACGGUCCCUCAACUGUCUGAUGAAAUCUCACACUGCAGCGUAAAGACGGACAGACGGAAGCGAAACGACGGCUGAAAUCACACUGAAGAGGAGAAAACGAAACAGUAUUAACAUUAGGAGGCGAGUUAACGGUGUAAACUUGACAACGAAGUGAAUAAAUCGCUUUGUUUUGAAGGGAUAUUUAAAAUCCACCGUCGCGCGUUUUGUCAAGUAACCGCUAAGCUAGCUUUCCUGCUAAGCUAACGUGCUAGCUUCACCGGCUGAGAGGAGGACUCCCACACACGGAUCUCUAACCCAGUCUAAAAUGGCUUUUCUUUGUUCUACCGGCCUGGACUUUACUUCAUACCGGGAUUUAAAUGUGUUCUCUCUGUAUUCGCUCUCCAGUUCUGUCACCAGAAAGAAGUCUAACCAUCACUCCCAGCAGCGCGCCGGGCUCACGGACGAUGUUUCCGGGGUUCCUUCUGGAGGUGACGCUGGUUGUGUGUUCCAGUCAGAGUAAAGACGAUGUUUCCUGGGUUCCCUCUGGAGGUGACGCUGGUUGUGUGUUCCAGUCAGAGUAAAGACGAUGUUUAAUAAAAGGACUGAAGUGUUUAAAAUGGAAAGUGUUUAAAUCUGCCCGGGCUGCAGACUCCUACAGUUUGACAGCUGUCAGAUUAGCAGCUAAACUACAGAGAUAUUUAAUCCUGCUGCUCAGGUUAUUUUCAUAUAAUCACUAUUUUGCACUUUUUUUGAGUUGAUUAAAAUGUUCAGAAAUAUGAGCAGUGAGGGACAGUUAUCGAGCGGGCAGAGCUCGUCCUCUCCCGCCGGGCACGGAGUCGCCUCCCCAGGCCUCCACAGUCAGGAAAGCUCGUGGAUCGGCCUGCUCUCCGUGGUGUCCAGGCCCGCGAUGUCAUUCCUCCAAAAAUAUCUCCCCGGUCGGCCCCGGAAUCCUGCGCUGCCUGACAGAGGAGCCGGAUGGAUGAGUGGGGACUUUAAAAACAGAUUUGAGGAUGAAGAAAGAGAGUUUUUAAGACAGCUGGAUGACAUCAUGCCUCUCACAGAGCACCCGGCUCCUCACCUGACCCCUCACCUGACCUACCUGCGCUGUCAGCACCACGGAGCACCCGGCCUCCUGGAGCCCACAGACAGCGGGUCUCUACCCUGGCUGACCCCUGAUUCUCUGAGGGAAAUGGGUAUUCAAAGUGCAGAAGGAGUGAAUGUCUGCCAGCAGACUCAGGUGGGAUAUUUCUCUUCUGUCAGGACUGUUCUCAGUCAUGUUCGACUGGGUUUGGUGUCUUCUCAGGAAAUAAACCCCGCAGGUGAAAAGGAGUGGGUGACAGAGGUGGUCAGCUCUUCACUCAAGAGCAAUGGGGGUAAAAGCAGGACAUGGUGGGGCAGCUUUUGGGGAGGUGAGGAGGGCUCACAGACCCGAGCCGAUGAGAGGAAUGUGACAGGCCUGCUUUGUCCACAACAACCAGCGGCUGAGACAAAUGCCUCUGCUGCAGAAACAACCGCUGCGUUUGUCCAGAGCGACAUCGGGGGAUGGACGCUUGGAGAAAACACCGGACCGACUGACCACAAAGACCAGCCGGCCAACAAUGGAGGCCUUCAAACAGCCCAGAACACAAAGGCAUCCACACCUGACCAGCACCUCAGCAUCAGUGACCACCUGAGCAGAUCAGGAUCUGCCGCCGCCUGCAGUGAGGUGGCAGUUCUGACCCCGGAUCAGGACAAUGGUUACUCCAGUCUGGAAGAGGAGCAUGUCCAGAUGUGCCACCUGUACAUGGUGAAACCACCGAGUAAAGAGCUGCUUCAGCAGGAGCUCCAAUCCACUGAAACCAGCGCCCCCAUCAAGACGGAGAUGGAGGAGGGGACUGCUGAGGAGGCCGAGUCUACAGCAGGAAAGGCAGACGAGGAAGAAGGUGCACAAGACAACCAGGACAACCAGGAAGUAACGGCUGAGGAGGGUCAGUCUGUGGAGGCGAUGGCGCUCACAAACCCCCAAUGCCAGAACAAGGCCAUCGCCUUCAUCAUGGGCUGCCCCUGCAGUGACGACGACAGCAGCCAGUCAGACAGGGAGUCCAGUGAGGACGAUGAUGAUGAUGAUGAUGAUGAUGAUGGCUUUGACAGCGAGGGCUCGUCUGAUCUGUCCGACUCCUCUGAUGAGGACGAUGAAGACGAUGAUGCAGACUCGGACAGCGAGGCGGACUCUGAAGCGGAGCGGCUGUGGACCUCACUUUGCCAAAGUGCAGACCCAUACAACCCUCGAAACUUCACUGCCCGUCUGCAUACCCACAGCACCCCACCAAGGACUAUCCCCACCUCCACGCCUCUCUCCUCCACCCAGUCCACCCCUGACUCCUCUCCUGACCUAACCUCACUCCCUCUCUCCUCCCCUCAGCUCACCUCCUCAUCACCUCCUUCUGGAAACGACACGUGGGAUGACUCGACCUCGGCCAGCGAGGUGGAUGAAGCAGAGAGCCUCCGCCUGUUGAGCUCCUUCAGCUGCUCCUCAGAUCCCUACAGCCCCUUUAACUUCCAGGCCACGAUCAGGACUCAAGGUUCUGCUGAGGCAGGGCAUCGUGCGAGAGCCAAGCCCAGAAAGACCUCCCAGACUUCACCUCGCUCCACUCACCACAACCCAACAUCUCCACCUGAGUACAGGAAGGAGGAGGCCGAGGAGAGGCUGGACAGCGGCUUCUCCGAACUUUGCAUCUCCUCCGGCUCCAACAGCAAAAUCAAAAAGGUUCGUUUCUGUGACAAUGUGGAGGAGUUCUUCGCCAGCUGUAGCGAGGAGGAGGAGGACCGUCGGGGCCCCUGGGAGGAGCUGGCCCGGGACCGCUGCAGGUUCCUUCGACGCUGCGAGGAGGUGGAGCAAAGCAUCGCCUACUGCCUGCAGCCGCAGCACCGAACCCUGGUGUACCGCCGCCUCGCCAUCCUCUACGUGCAGGACGCAUGAGGACCAACUGUUCUCUGCAUCAGGACGCUUUGAGGACAAAAACCACAAGACCUUUAUGUCCUCACAAUGGGGGAAAAGAGAUCCAAUUUGUUUGUCUAUGACACAUGAGGACGAUCGACCUGUCCUCUACGUCUGAGGUGCAUGUGGACGAUCGACCUGUCCUCUACGUCUGAGGUGCAUGAGGACGAUCGACCUGUCCUCUACGUCUGAGAUGCAUGAGGACGAUCGACAUGUCCUCUACGUCUGAGAUGAGGACGAUCGACCUGUCCUCUACGUCUGAGGUGCAUGAGGACGAUCGACCUGUCCUCUACGUCUGAGAUGCAUGAGGACGAUCGACAUGUCCUCUACGUCUGAGGUGCAUGAGGACGAUCGACCUGUCCUCUACGUCCUCAUGCAUCUCAGACGAUCGACCUGUCCUCUACGUCUGAGGUGCAUGAGGACGAUCGACCUGUCCUCUACGUCUGAGAUGCAUGAGGACGAUCGACCUGUCCUCUACGUCUGAGGUGCAUGAGGACGAUCGACCUGUCCUCUACGUCUGAGAUGCAUGAGGACGAUCGACCUGUCCUCUACGUCUGAGAUGCAUGAGGACGAUCGACCUGUCCUCUACGUCUGAGAUGCAUGAGGACGAUCGACCUGUCCUCUACGUCUGAGAUGCAUGAGGACGAUCGACCUGUCCUCUACGUCUGAGAUGCAUGAGGACGAUUGAGCUCUCCUUUGUAUCUAGUAUGAGGACGAUCUCAUAGUUGAACAUGUCAGCUGAGGAUAUGAGAGGCUGCACAUGUUUAGAGACACUAAUAGAGACACAGAGAGAGAAAGAGCAGAUGGACAGACUGAGAGCUGCUGAACUCUUAACUGACUUGACCUGUUUGUUUUUUUUGAGUCCACGCUUGUUUCUGCAGCUUUGUCUUUCUGGACAUACUAGACUUAUCCAACACAAAUCAGGGCGGCUUCAUAACGAACUGUAAAAACACUAACGGGGGUGUGAAGGGCUUAAUCACUGUGAGGAGAGUUUCAGUGGAGACCUCAGUGUUUUUAUUUACAGGGUCAAACAGAUGUCUACAGCUCCUCAUCAGUUUCAGUGUUUUCCUGACCUCACAUCAGUUUGUCCCCCUCACGUCCUCAUCGGCUUCACGUUGUUCCUUUUUUGUGCCAAAGGUUAACGCUACAGACGCAGGAACACGCUGCUGUUUUCACCUCAAAUAAGAACAAUUUUCUUGUUGAAACCCACAGUGUCGACACACGACGCAAAUCAAAUGAAUCUAGAUUUCUGUUUAAAUACAUUUCUGUUUGUUUGUGUUAGGAAAGACACCAGAUAGACCUUUUGCCUACUCUGGUUUGGUCUACUAACGGAUGAAUCUAAAAUAUGUCCGCUCUGAUUUGACUUAAACUUUGGAUGAAAACAGCAGCUGCUCUUUGUGACACGUUUGAAAUCAUUCUGCAGCUGCAUUCACCUCGCCCCCCUACUCGAGUUAAAAUCAAUGAAGUACAGAGUUAAAGGAAACCUGAUGAACGAUAUUUGACUUCUUUCAGUAUUUCGUUUCGUUUCCCUGAACAGCUUUCAGUUUUAUCUUCAAGCCAAAGAUCGCUCGCUCGUGUGUGAGUGAGAAGAGAAGUGUUUUAAAACCGAGUGAUUUGAAUUUAUGUCCUAAAUGUAGAAAAUGUUCCUCCACCUGCUCGCUCAGAAUGUCACAUGAUCACUGAUGAUCAACAACCAGCUGUGUUCUGAGUCACUGAGAUCUCAUAUGAGCGUCCAGAUUAGUCCAGGAAACUCAGUCAUCGCCAUCUGAAGACGCUCGUCUUUAAAGGUAUAAAAAGUGUUCCCUCUGUUUCACUUC
Labrus mixtus (cuckoo wrasse) is the source of this 4788-nucleotide messenger RNA. RefSeq names its product protein phosphatase 1 regulatory subunit 15B (gene ppp1r15b). Gene Ontology annotation, biological process: response to endoplasmic reticulum stress. The transcript is spliced from 2 exons. Bases 758 to 2953 code for a protein of 731 amino acids. Gene Ontology annotation, molecular function: protein phosphatase regulator activity. The record is from RefSeq and is a predicted model, not a curated record. Gene Ontology annotation, cellular component: endoplasmic reticulum; protein phosphatase type 1 complex. NCBI's taxonomy places the organism in Eukaryota, Metazoa, Chordata, Actinopteri, Labriformes, Labridae.